Molecule: messenger RNA, 1695 nt
Organism: Nematostella vectensis (starlet sea anemone)
Lineage: Eukaryota; Metazoa; Cnidaria; Anthozoa; Actiniaria; Edwardsiidae
Product: galanin receptor 2b
Exons: 1
Coding region: 1-1044 (347 amino acids)
Biological process (GO): G protein-coupled receptor signaling pathway
Cellular component (GO): membrane
Molecular function (GO): G protein-coupled receptor activity
Source: RefSeq, a predicted model, not a curated record
AUGUUUCUAAACAACACUACGCUUAACACGAGCAGCGGUGAGCUUGAAGACAUGGUUCUGGCAAACAGCGAUGGGAACCAAGCUUUCGUCACAUCUCUCGUGGCCUUGUCAAUCAUCGUAUUCAUGGGGAUCAUAGGGAACUCGCUCGUCAUGGCUGUGGUGGGUCGCAUUCCAUCGAUGAGAACAACUACUAACUACUUACUAGUCAACGUAGCUGUGGCUGAUCUUGUCACCUUGCUCCUCACUGCCCUCCAUGUGGGCCUAGCGAAGCUAGCCAUGGCGCAAAGGGGGCUAGCCCAGAGUGUCAUGUUUUGCAAGUUUAUUCAAGCCAAUACAAUAUCCAACGUGCCUAUUCUCGCGACGGGCUGGACGCUAACCGUAAUCGCCAUCGAGAGAUACAAUGCCCUCAUUCAACCAAUGAAGAACGCCCGCCGACUGACAAAGCACAAUGUCUGGUACGCCAUCGCCGUGAUGUGGGUGGUCUCCAUAGUAAUGUGCCUCCCUCUGCUGAUUUACCUUGACGUGGAUGACGUCACAAGGCAGUGUACCCCUGGGGCCAACAUGCACAAGCUCAAUAUAAGUCUGACAGUGAUGGUGAUCCUGAUGACUCUGGUUCCAUUCAUCGUUAUCGCCAUUUGCUACUUCCAGAUCAUAUCAGGGCUUUACUUCAAAGGGACAAUUUGCACCAAUACCACAAACCCCGAGCUGUACCAUGAAGAACUCGUGGCGAAACGGAGGCUAGUCAAGUUAUUACUGAUGGUAACAGCGUUCUUUUUCUUCACUUUUGUACCAUACGGGGUAGCCAUGAUACUUAGGUUCAGUCUUGAUGCUAAGAAAAAUGCAACAGAAUUACUCGCGCUGCAAGAGCUCGUUAGCGUCCUAUCGUUCUUGAUCCCACUCCACUCAGCGCUCAACCCAGUCCUCUACGCUUUCCAGAGCCGGAACUACCGCGAAGGAUUCUGGAUUGUGACGAAGAAAAUAUUUCGUCGGGAUAGUUUGGAAAGGAACAAUAAUUGCCAAAGGCCUGUAGGAACUAUGGUGUAAAGGAUUUAUAUAAACCGCCAUGGGCGACGAGAUCACAAAAACUCUCGGAAUUUUACCUGAAAGGUCUUCUAGGAAAAUCUAAGCUAAGGGACAAAAGUAAGGAAGGGCGCAAUGGGAACUAUGGUAGCGGGGGAUGGAAAGGCUUAUGUAGUAGCUAUCAGAAGAUUUCACCUCAUUGGACUAAUACAUCACAGACGAAGAAGAGAAUACAAUAGAACACUGAGGUAAUCUAGAUAAUCCUGUUAGGACUUACGAGCGGACUUCUACACUUGGAAAACGCCACUAUCUGCUUCGAGUAGCGCCUUGAGUUAGUGGGUGCAGUUAUUUAUCUUUCCAUUUAAACGAGUGCAUUUCCCAAAUAAUCAAGUAGCGUUCGACCGGAGAAAUUAAAUAGGGUGCUAACUGUAGCGACUUAACGUCUGGGCUUGAAGCACUCCUCAAGUGCUUCCGUGUUUUAACCGAUCAUACGCUGAAGUGUGUAUACUACUUGUACAUAAUGUCUUUUUCAAAUGAGUGAAGAAUAUAAUUAAACAAACCUAAAAAUAUCAGGAUCUAGCUUCGCGCUGAAGAGGGGUUUGAGAUGUUCUGUCACUUUUGGUUUACCAAGGAAGACAAAAUACCGAAUUGCGAAUAAAGAUAAGCAAACACAAA